Molecule: messenger RNA, 1851 nt
Organism: Linum trigynum
Lineage: Eukaryota; Viridiplantae; Streptophyta; Magnoliopsida; Malpighiales; Linaceae
Source: the annotation of a GenBank genome assembly
CCUGACGUCUGGCAGCUCCUCCGUCCAUUUCCCAUCAAAAUAAACAUAUCCAAACCCAAUUUCCGUUGCGUUCAAAUCCAACAUCCAUCUAAUAAUUCAUUAACAAAAAAGAAUCAAUCACGCCACGUGGCUGGGUAGCGGCCAAAUUUUGCCCUUUUUGUUUUAACCCACUAAUCAUGUUGUAUCCAUUUAUAAUAGUGUCUAGAUAUAAUCACUGAAUUAUAAUAAGUUUUUUUGGUAAUCGAAUUAUAAUCAGUUAAUUCACUGAAAUGGACUUGUCACCACUCGCUUGGCACUGAAUUAUUAGGCACCCACUGACGGACCCCCCAAGGAUAGGGGUGUCCCACAUUGUAACCUAGCAAAGGAUUGUAGUUAGGGUUUGUGAGAAAGGGAAGAAGAAGACGGCUGAUUUGUGGAAAUUGCCAAUAUGCCCUUUUCUCUGUAGUUCUACCCACCACUAUAUAAACUUCACUCGAUGCUGCCCCAAACAAACAAAACACAUGAGUUCUUUCUGACCAUAAUUAUUAAGGUCCCUCUCUCCCUUAAUUAAUUGACCAAGGUAUCAAGAAUGGCCACCAUUCCGAAGGCGUUCGCCAUCCUUGUGACGAUCAUUGCAUCCCUCGCGAGCUUUACGUUCGGUUUUGGAUACCAAAGUUGCAUAUUGGUUACGGCCGCGACCACCCCUAUGAUGCAGGAGCUGCACCUGUCCGAGGCGGACCUUUUCAACAAGUUACUCAUCAACAUUCAUUUUUGCGUUGCGUGCUUCAUUUCCGGACUAGCAGCCGACACUUUCGGCCGGCGUCCGACGCUUAUUGCGUCGGCGAUAUUGUCUUUCACGGGGUUCAUCGUCAUGACGCAUUCCUUUUCCUAUACCACCUUCCUAGUCGGCCGGAACGUCUCCCUCUUUGGGAUCGGAGUGGGUGUCCUCGUGGCUCCGCUCUACAUCGGCGAAGUCGCUUAUCCGAGCCAUCGAGGGUUCCUCAACACCAUCCCAGAAAGAACAUAUUGAAUCAGAAAAAUUCAACGCUCGCCGGAAAAGUCGCCGGAAAAUCAUCGGGAAAGCCUAUCCUCGACAUAUACUGCGUACACGCAUCAAUGAAUCAUCACUAAGCAGGUGCGUAAUUUUUUUGUAGUUUCGAACAAUUUUUCCGACGAUUUGAAACGAACAGACGGUGGGCAGAAAAUUUCCGGCGGCCGGAACCUGGCCGGGCCGAAAAUUUCCGGUGGCCGGAACCUGGCCGAGCCGAAAAAUUCCGGCGGCCGGAACCAGGCUGAGCCGCAAGAUAUUUUCGGCCCGGCCAGGUUCCAGCCGCAAGAUAUUUUCGGCCCGGCCAGGUUCCAGCCACCGGAAAUUUUCGGCCCGGCCAGGUUCCGGCCGCCGGAAAUUUUCGGCCCGGCCAGGUUCCGGCCACCGGAAAUUUUCGGCCCAUAGUCUGUUUUUGCAAUUUUUCGGAAAAAUUCGAUUUUAGGAGUUGAAUUUAGAGUUUAGGAGUUGAAUUUAGCGUGUAAGAAUUGAAUUUAGAGUUUAGGAGUUGAAUUUAGCGGUUAAGAAUUGAAAUUAGCGUUUAGGUUCACAGGAAUAUUGAUAUAUUAUAUUGUAAUUGUAGGAAAAAUGUCAGAGUUGUUACCGGCCGAUCAUGAUUACACACAUGAAUUUGAGAAUGGGAUCCAUUAUGCAAGUGUGGAGUUAGCUGAGUUAGCUGCAAGAACAAUCGCUCAGCAGUGUGGGUUCUUUAUUGUUAGAGGAUCAUGGAAACCGAAUACUGCUGGACAGAAUCCUGUUACUGCCCUCUGUAUGUAUUGCGACAGAAGUAGUAGGAUCGUUAAGUCUUAUAAACCAGACCCUACGAA